AUGACCACCCAGAGAGAUAGUCCAGUCUGCCGACGACACCAAGGGUCCCAAGAUGAAUGCCAAUCCGGCGUUUCAACCAUUCAAACCCAACGAGGAGACGUGGGACUCCUACAAGAAUCGUUUCAGCCAUUAUAUCGACGCCAUUGGUCAGUAGCUGAGAUUCAGGGCACCACACCCAAGCCUGGUACUUCCACCGUCCAUUCGGAAGAGGUGAUGACCGAAGCUGACCCCACAGAAUUUUCUGAUAUCCAUCGCCUCAAGCAGUUGAAACAACUACAGCAUGUCCUUGCCAUGGCCUUUGCUGUAAAGGAGAUCAACGAGGACUCCCAGAUCUUACCUAACGUCACUCUUGGGUUCCACAUCCAUGACAGUUACCACAACACAAGGAUGACCUAUCGCACCACUCUGGACCUGCUUUUCAAAUCCCAGGAAUUUGUUCCUAACUACAAAUGUGAUAGCCAGAAGAAUCUCAUGGCCAUCAUUGGAGGAUUGGAUGCUCCGACUUCAUCCUACAUGACACAAACUAUAAAUAUCUUCAAGAUUCCACAGUUGACCUAUGGUUCUUUUUCCCAAGAAGAGUUCCAACCUAUUAAGUUAUCUUCAGUUUACUGGAUGGUCCCAAAUGAGGACUAUCAAUACUUUGGAGUUAUACAACUUUUCCUCCAUUUUGGAUGGACAUGGAUUGGAGUCUUUGCUUUUGAAACAAAGGGAGAACAUUUUUUGCAGAAACUGUAUCCAUUGCUUUCAGAGAAUGGGAUCUGUUUAGCUUUCACACAAAAACUUCCAGAACGUAUCAACUUGGAAUACUUCCAAGAAUUAUUUGUUUUAUUCACAAGCAUUUCUAAUAAAUUGAUAGAUCAGAAAGCAAAUGCUUUUCUUGUUUAUGGAGACUCAUUCACAAUAGUGUGGCUCAGAACUGUCGUGGUUCUACAUGAUCCUGAAAAUAAAGAGAUUGCAUUGUUUAGGAAGGUUUGGAUCCUGAUGAAUCCGAUUGAUUUCAUAUUGACAGGAUUUCAGAGGGGUUGGGAUCUCCAGUUGUUCCAUGGGGCUCUUUCCUUUACAGUGCAUUCAAGAGAAGUUCAAGGCUUCAAAGAAUUUCUUCAAGUCAUCAAACCUUCAACCCACAAAAAUGGAUUUCUUCAAGAAGUUUGGCAACAGUUGUUUAACUGUCUGCUUUCAAAGGCAGACUUACCAUCUUUGAUCAAUGAAACUUGUAGUGGGGAAGAGAAUUUGGAGAAUUUGCCUGCCCCUCUGUUUGAAUUUCAGAUGACUGGCCAAAGCUACAGUAUCUACAAUGCUGUUUAUGCAGUGGCAUAUUCUUUGCAUGCGGCAAUACAAUCAAAAUCCUUACCAAGAGAAAUUCAAAGGGUUGAAUUUCUGGAUAUGCAACCUUGGCAGCUUCUGCCUGUUUCUCUCUGUAAUAACCCUUGUUCCCCAGGUUAUUGGAAGAAAAGGGCUGAAGGGAGAGCAUUCUGUUGUUAUGAUUGUGUUCCAUGCCCAGAAGCAAAGAUUUCAAAUCAAACUGAUAUGGAUGACUGUUUUGAAUGUUCACAAGAUCAUUAUCCAAAUAAAAAAAAGAAAGGAUGUAUCCUGAAACCAGUAGUCUUUCUACAUUUCAAAGAAACCUUAGGAGUUAGUUUAGUCUCCGCAGCUCUUUGUUUCUUCUUCUUGACAUCUUGGGUACUUGGAACUUUUAUUAAGCACAUGGAUACUCCCAUUGUCAAAGCCAACAACUGGCCCCUCACCUACACCCUGCUUGUCUCUCUUCAACUUGGUUUUCUUUCUGCUUUGUUAUUCCUCAGCCAACCUGGCAAAGUGACCUGCCUUCUCCGACAACCAACUUUUGGCAUCACCUUCUCAGUAGCCAUUUCUAGUGUACUGUCAAAAACCAUCACUGUAGUUGUGGCUUUCAUGGCAACUAGACCAGGAUCUCAGAUGAGGAAAUGGUUGGGGAGAAGAUUGGCUUUUUGUAUUGUCCUUUCCUGUUCUCUCUUCCAAGUGUGUCUUUGUAUUCUUUGGUUGUUAACAUCUCCCCCAUUCCCUGAGUUGGACAUGCACUCCGAGAUUCAAGAAAUGGUUUUACAGUGCAAUGAGGGAUCAUCUUCCUUCUUCUACUGUGUCUUGGGCUAUAUGGGUAUCUUGGCCAUUGCCAGCUUUAUUGUGGCUUUCCUUGCCCGUAAAUUACCUGACAGCUUUAAUGAAGCCAAGUUCAUCACCUUCAGCAUGUUGGCUUUUUGCAGUGUUUGGAUUUCCUUCUUUCCAGCCUAUCUGAGUACAAAAGGAAAAGCCAUGGUAGCUGUGGAGGUCUUCUCCAUCUUGUCCUCCAGUGCUGCAUUACUGGGAUGUAUAUUCCUGCCAAAAUGCUACAUCAUUGUGUUUAGGCCUGACCUCAACCACAGGGAGCAACUCAGAAAGAGAAAUUAA
Pseudonaja textilis is the source of this 2424-nucleotide messenger RNA. Lineage: Eukaryota; Metazoa; Chordata; Lepidosauria; Squamata; Elapidae. The record is from RefSeq and is a predicted model, not a curated record.